AUGGGCAUGUGCGGCCGCAAGGCACUGACCCUGCUGAGCAGUGUGUUUGCGGUGUGCGGCCUGGGCAUGCUAGGCGUGGCCGUCAGCACAGACUACUGGCUGUAUAUGGAGGAGGGCGUGGUGCUGCCCCUCAACCAAAGCACAGAGACACGCAUGGCCCUGCACUCAGGCCUCUGGAGGGUCUGCUUCAUCGCCGGGGAGGAGAAAGGACGCUGCUUCACUAUAGAGUACAUGAUGCCCACCAACGGCCAGCUGACCUCAGAGUCCACUGUCAGCGUACUCAAGAUGAUUCGCUCCGCCACGCCGUUCCCUCUGGUUAGCCUCUUCUUCAUGUUCAUCGGUUUCGUCCUCAGCAACGUGGGCCACAUACGGCCUCACCACACCGUGCUCGCCUUCGUCUCUGGAAUCUUCUUCAUCCUGUCAGGUCUUUCUCUGGUGGUCGGUCUGGUGCUGUACAUCUCCAGUAUCAACGAUGAGAUGCUGAACCGGACCAAGACCUACGAGACCUACUUCAGCUACAAGUAUGGCUGGUCCUUCGCCUUCGCUGCCAUUUCCUUCCUGCUGGAUGAGACGGCGGGCGUCAUGUCGGUGUACCUCUUCAUGAAGCGCUACACGGCCGAGGAGAUGUACCGCCCCCACCAGGGCUUCUACCACCCCCGCCUCAGCAACUGCUCCGACUACUCGGGCCAGUUCCUGCAGGGGGACGUCCCGGACGGGCCGGCUGUCCGCGGCCGCAGCCCCUCUGCCGUUUCCGAGGCCUCCAUGCCCAUGAGCGGCUCCUCCUGCGGCCACUACCCCGCCCUGCUGCGCUGUCCCGAGUACCAACACAUGACCUCCUCCCACUGCUGAGCCGCCGCCGGGGGGGUUGCGUUUGCAUGCGGGUGUGUGUGUGUGUAGGUGCGUGGGGGUGUCUGUUUGGGCGCCUGUGUGCGUGCGU
Molecule: messenger RNA, 937 nt
Organism: Gadus chalcogrammus (walleye pollock)
Lineage: Eukaryota; Metazoa; Chordata; Actinopteri; Gadiformes; Gadidae
Product: voltage-dependent calcium channel gamma-5 subunit-like
Exons: 5
Coding region: 1-849 (282 amino acids)
Biological process (GO): neurotransmitter receptor internalization; transmission of nerve impulse; calcium ion transport
Cellular component (GO): AMPA glutamate receptor complex; postsynaptic density membrane
Molecular function (GO): voltage-gated calcium channel activity; channel regulator activity
Source: RefSeq, a predicted model, not a curated record